This is a messenger RNA of Ostrea edulis (European flat oyster), 312 nucleotides long. RefSeq lists its product as uncharacterized. The coding region runs from base 1 to 312 and encodes 103 amino acids. Gene Ontology annotation, molecular function: nucleic acid binding. The record is from RefSeq and is a predicted model, not a curated record. NCBI's taxonomy places the organism in Eukaryota, Metazoa, Mollusca, Bivalvia, Ostreida, Ostreidae. The transcript has a single exon. Gene Ontology annotation, biological process: DNA integration.
AUGAACUCUGAUAUUGAGAACUUCGUACAGCGCUGUGAGAUUUGUAGUGCACUUCAGCCAGAUCAACAAAGCGAACCAAUGAUUUCACAUGAUAUACCAAAGAGACCUUGGGAACGAGUUGGUUGUGAUUUAUUCGAGUUUGAUGGAAAUGACUAUCUGAUUUGUGCAGACUACUUCUCUGAUUUUGUCGAGAUAGACAGACUUCAUGACAAGACUGGAAAGGAGGUUAUAAACAAAUUGAAAGGACAAAUAGCACCUCACGGCAUUCCUGAUGUCAUCAUCACAGAUAAUGGUCCACCAUUCAACAGUUGA